UCCAGUGAUGGAGACGACCCCCUGGGAGCCCCCAUCUCAGCACUGGAAAUGAUCAAGGAAUAUGGAUCUUCAGAAUCAAGCGAGAGAGAGGAGGCCCAAGCAGCCACUUGCUCACGACCCCAAAUUGCACCUGGACAUGACUAUGACUUUUCUGAAUCCAGUGAGGAUGAGUCACCCCUGGAAGCCUGGAGCUCAGCACUGAGAAAUGAGCGUGGUGAGAAGGGGAUCAGCAGUAGUGACUCUUCAGAGCUGAGUUAUGGAGAAGACCCUCAGGAAACUAGCAGCUCAGCCCUAAGAAGUGGGUCAGAUACCAUGGAUGCUGGAAACAAUUCUGCUUUGGAAGAACUCAGUGGAAAAAGAAGUAAGAACAAAUAA
This is a messenger RNA of Propithecus coquereli (Coquerel's sifaka), 375 nucleotides long. Its product is annotated as nuclear autoantigen Sp-100-like. Bases 49 to 375 code for a protein of 108 amino acids. Lineage: Eukaryota; Metazoa; Chordata; Mammalia; Primates; Indriidae. The transcript has 5 exons. The record is from RefSeq and is a predicted model, not a curated record.